UCUCUCUCUCUCUCUUUUACAGGUAUUUAUUGUAAUGGGACAUUUGACAAUUAUGCAUGCUGGCCUCAUUCAUUUCCAGGAAUUGUCUCUAUUCCCUGUCCUUCAUACUUACCUUGGUUGAAAAAAGAAAGCCCAGGAAGAGUAUACAGAAAUUGCUUGGCUGGGGGAACUUGGCAGACUCAGGAGAACUCUACAGAUAUUUGGUGGUAUGACAUAGAAUGUUCUGAGAACCGCAGCUUCAUACAAAAUGAUGAGCACCACACCUUGCUAUCAACUUUGCAGAAAGUGUAUACCUUGGGAUAUUCUCUCUCACUCAUUUCCCUCUUCUUGGCUCUCAUAAUCCUCAUGUGUCUCAGAAGAGUUCACUGCACUCGUAACUACAUCCACAUGAAUUUAUUUGGUUCCUUCAUGCUUCGAGCACUGGCUGUUUUGGUGAAGGACAUUAUCAUACACAAUUCCUACUCAAAAAGGCCAGAUGAUGAAAAUGGAUGGAUAUCCUAUCUGUCAGAGUCUUUAUCCACUUGUCGGACUGCCCAAACUCUUCUUCACUAUUUUGUUGGAGCCAAUUACUCAUGGCUUUUAGUUGAAGGCAUUUAUCUUCACACACUGCUGGGACCUUUAGUGCUUUCACAGAGACGUCUCUUGCUCAGAUAUAUCAUGGUAGGCUGGGCAUUUCCUGUUUUGUAUAUGAUCCCUUGGGGAAUUACCCGAGCACGACUGGAGAACAUAGGGUGCUGGGGGACAAACACAAACAUGAAUAUCUGGUGGAUAAUCAGAGGACCAAUAUUACUUUCAAUAAUAAUCAAUUUCUUCAUCUUUCUGAAAAUACUCAAGUUGCUCAUAUCUAAACUCAAAGCUCAUCAAUUGGCCUUCAGUGAUUAUAAGUAUAGGUUGGCCAGAUCAACAUUGGUCCUUAUUCCUUUGCUGGGUGUCCAUGAAAUAGUCUUCUCUUUUAUCAUUGAUGAACAAGUUAAAGGUUCUCAAAGACAUAUAAGACUCUUCAUCCAGUUAACAAUGAGUUCCUUCCAUGGGCUUCUUGUGGCUUUCCUCUACUGCUUUGCUAAUGAAGAGGUGAAAGCUGAGUUGCGGAAGUAUUGGAUUCGUUUCCUGCUUGCCCAUCACAUCAGUUGUGUAGGUUGUGUUCUUGAGAAGAAUAUCAAGUACUUUCAAAAACAUUCUAAGAAUCAGGAAAUCCAGCACUUUGGGGCGAAUCAGGGACCAGGAGAGUACAGGCCUGACAGCGGUGGGCAACUUCCACACUUGGCUGGAAGAGACCAAAGGACUUUUAGCUCCCAGCCACAUCGAGGUAAAGUGGCCCUUCUUAGGGGAAGUCUGUCUGAGAGCAGUGAAGGUGACUUCACUAUUAUUGACACCACAGAGGAAAUUCUGGAAGAUAGUGAAAUUUAGAGGCUUUUGUAAGAUAAGCUUAAAGGAUUUUGCUCUUCUUCUCUUCUCCCUUUCUUUCUUUCCUAAGGCUUGGAAUUGAAAUUCUGAGACAGGGAAAAGGAAGACGGAAAAGAAGAAACCAGGGCUAUCAAGUAUAGUACAGUAUUAUUGUUUCUUGUAAUCAUUUAUUUUCAAAAGUCUCCAAAUACUUUAUAGACACAGUUCUGCUCAUCUUCAGAUAGUCCUGGAAUUCUCAAUCAGUAAAUCCUGAGUACAUACUCUUCAGACACAAACAAUGGGACAUGAGCUAUGACCUGGAAGUUAAGGUUAAUGUGAUAUAAGAAGAGAAAGCUUUGAAUAUGGAAAAGUGGAUUUGAAGAUAUUUCUUGUUAACUGCAUCCCCUUGUUUUCUCCUUAAGAAACAUCCUGUUCACUUGAAAGAGACAGAGAGGUAGAAGAAAAAAGAGAGGGGGGAAAGAUGGGGUAGGUGGGAAGGAGAAUAGAAGGGGAGAGAGAGAGAGAGAGAGAGAGAGAGAGAGAGAGAGAGAGAGAGAGAGAGAGAGAGAGAGAGAGAGAGAGAGAGAAGGAGAAGGAGGAGGAGGAGGUGUUAAAAUGCAUUUCAAUUUUAAAUCCUAUUAUCUGGGUUCUAGUACAAAUCUCCAUUUGUUGAAUAUAGGACAAAGGGACUGGACAGCCAGUUGGGUAAAUGCGCUCACAAAUAGCAAGCACUUAUUCAAUGUUCAUUCAUUAAUGCAUUCAUUCUUCUGGAACUGUCAUAGAAUCAUGGAAUAUCAGAGCUUGAAGGUACCUUAGAAAUAAUCUUGUCCAACAUAUUAAUAUUAUAGAUGAUGCUACCUGAGGCCCAGAGAGAAUAAUAUAGAGGGAACUGGUAAAGGAAUCAUUCUGAGCCUUAACUCCAUUCUUAAGAGAAAAAGGCAAUUUCCUGUCAUUUUUCCUCUUUCAUCUUCAACUUUGAUAUAUUUUGCCAACUCUUCCAGCUCUUCCAACUCUUGAGAUCUCAUGACAGAUCCUUCCAAAUUCUAAAAGUCCACUGGAUCUCCAAUUCUUUGAAGAAAGAAAACACAAUAAUCUUUUAUGAUAAACUAGUAAAAAAUCAAUAAAACCAUAAAUCACGAAGUGAAGACAGUCUAAAAUGAGAAGCUCAACCUUUUUUUUUGUGUAAUGGACCCCAAUGACAGUUUAAUAAAGCCUAUAGAGUUCUCCUCAGAAUAACCUUUUUGAGCCUAUAAACUACAUAGUAUUAAAAAGGAAACCAAUUAUAUGUAUAUAAAAUAAUCAAAAUAGUAAAAAAACAAAACAAAACAAAACAAAACAAAAAAAACAAGUUCACAGAUAAAGGAUCCAUGGUCUAGAAGACCAAAGUGGUUACUUUGGUUUAGUAGCCUUAGAAAUGGAGGAAACAAGAACAGACAAUUCUUUCUAGGAACUUGAGAGUGAAAGGUGGGAGAAAUAUAUAGUAAUAUUGCUUGAAGAGAAGGCAAACUAAUAUGAAGAUUUAUAAAGAUGUGAAAGGCUUGGGUAGCAGAGGAGGUGUCAGAAAAUCUUUAUAUGGAAAAAAGAAAAGGGAAUGACCUAAUGAGCAAUUUUCUGGAGAGAACUUGUAAUAUAGCAAGAGAUGAAAGGAUAAGUAAAAGUAUAAAGCUGAGAUUCUUAAUCUUUUUUUGUGUGUGUCAUGGACCCCUUGCCAAUCUGUUAAAACCUAUGAUUCCUUUCCCAGAAUGUUUUUCAAAGCAUAAAGAAAAUACAAAGAAUUACAAAGGAAAGAAAGAUUAGUGAAACUAAACAAGUAUUUUUUUCAUAAAAGUUCACAAACAAUGAAAUUUAUUCAUAGAUUGCCCACAUGGACCUCACGUUAAGAACCUCUGAUAUAAAGAAAGACAUUCUGAGAGAUGAUGGUGGGAGAAAUCAUAGAAUCAUUAAAUUCAAGACCUGAAGUCUUGAUUUUCAUAAGACAUAGGGCUAGAAGGGAGCUUAAAGCCCAUCUAGGCCAAUUCCUAUUUUACUACUGAGGAAACUGAGACUACAAAGGACCAAAUGCCUUUCCAAGGGUUAUACAAAUCAUAAUGGAUUGUCUCUAUUUUCUCAUUAAAAUGAAAAGGGAAAACCAUCUACUCAGAAAUAGAAGAUGGAGUUGUAUAGAUGAACACAAGAAGAGAGGAGAAUGUUUGGAAUAGCUCCUUGUGGGUAUUAUGAUGUAAAGUCAAUUGAAAACAAAUAAAAGGAUUGCCACACAGAAAGAAAGGUCUAUUAGUUAUUAACAUGAAUUUUUAGCAAAUAUUAAUGGAAUUAUCUGCAUAGUUAUAUGAUUUCCUCCAUGGCAUUCCACAGCAUUAACAUUGAAGCAGUGAUGAAUGAUGGUAGAAGUAACUUGAGAAUUGAUAGGAUUUGAACAGUGAUAGGAGCUAGAAACAAAAACACAAGGGCAGAAGACAGUGGAUAACUGAAAUAUGGGAAAAAGAAUGGAAAAGUGAGGCCAGAACAUAGGUAAUAAAUCUAUAGAACAGAGUAGGGCUGGAGGUCAAAAUGAAGAUGAAUAAAUUUAAAAGGAAAGAGGUGAGAGAUGAAAGUAGAGAAGAUUAUGAUUUUUUUAAAAAAGUGAAACUGAUGAUGGUAACAUCUAAGAAUUAAACCUGAUUCUGUGUAGGCUGUGGUAUAUUGAAGUUGUUGGUCAUUGAGGAUGAGGAUGUUGGUGAAUUAUGAGGCUAAAUUUGAAGGGGUCCUUGUUUUGUGUAUUGAAUUCAUUUUUUAAGUUGUUUAAUUUUUAUACUAAACUAAACACCAGAUUAAAAUGACAUUUCCAUACAUUGUAGAAUAAAUGGAUGGGAUUUUAUAUGCACAUGAAGCUUGUUUUUCUUUCUAAGUAAAUAAAUUCAACAUAUAAAUUUCAAAGCUGUGCUACUAUUCUGUGAUUUCUACUUUCUGUUCUGUUAUCUUUUGUGUGUGUGUGUGGGGAGGGGAACCCUUCUUCCUUUCAUCUUUCCUCUCCUCUUUGAAAAAUUUUAAAAAGAUCAACCAAACUCUUGUAGAAUAUACUCUAGAUAUCAUAUGCCCAAUUUGUAUAUCUACCAUCAAUUCAGCUGGUUAAACCACCUCCCAUCAUUCUAAUGGUAACCUCAAGAGGUUUCAGUUAUUCUUCUCUGACACUAUCAGCUCAUUUUAUUUGCCAUUUUGUUGUUCUUCCAAAUGUUAUCAACAAUAGUUAUAUAACAUCAUUGAUAACCAAUUAACAUCAUUUAAUUUUUUAUUUUGGUUUUUAUUCAUGUAUUUUUAUAUCACCAUACUUUUCACACAAUACUUCCUCCUCUCCAACCUAGAGAACUAUCCCAUAAAACAAAUAGUACUUUUUUAAAGACAGAAAAAAGAGGAAAAAAAAUAGGUAUACAAUACAGGGGAAAAAAACAACUUUAAAUAUGGGCAAUAGGGAACACUUGUAGACCUCCCAUGUCUUCAAAAGGGUAGGGACAUGAAUUAGCUUGCAUUGAUCUAUCUCUAAAAUAUAAGAAAAAUGAAUUCCCACAUUGAUCUUGUCCAAAAAUAUGUUUUACUCUGCAUCCCAAGUUCUUCACUUAUCUAUCAAAGGCAGGUGACAUGUUUCAUCAC
This is a messenger RNA of Monodelphis domestica (gray short-tailed opossum), 5007 nucleotides long. RefSeq names its product glucagon like peptide 2 receptor (gene GLP2R). Gene Ontology annotation, cellular component: plasma membrane. Gene Ontology annotation, molecular function: peptide hormone binding; glucagon receptor activity. NCBI's taxonomy places the organism in Eukaryota, Metazoa, Chordata, Mammalia, Didelphimorphia, Didelphidae. The record is from RefSeq and is a predicted model, not a curated record. Gene Ontology annotation, biological process: adenylate cyclase-modulating G protein-coupled receptor signaling pathway; cell surface receptor signaling pathway.